Molecule: messenger RNA, 3404 nt
Organism: Pararge aegeria (speckled wood butterfly)
Lineage: Eukaryota; Metazoa; Arthropoda; Insecta; Lepidoptera; Nymphalidae
Exons: 4
Coding region: 334-1479 (381 amino acids)
Source: RefSeq, a predicted model, not a curated record
GUGGAGAAGAUAGUGCUGAAGCGAAUACGCGACAAUAUAUUGCUGGCUCUACACAUAGGCAGAUUUCUAAUUGGGCUUUGGGCUAGUUAUGUUUAAAACAUCGUAUACAUACUACACAGAUAGUGUUGCAAUUUUUCACGAACUUUGUUUAAUGUUGUGCUAAUAAUUCAGAUUUGUGAUCAUGACCAGGGUGAUAAACAAGGAAAAAAAUGUGUUUAUAAAAAUAAAACCUCAUGUCUAUAAAUUAAAUGAGUGUGGUUGUUAAUUAUUCCAAAAACCGGUUUUAAUGCGAGUUUUCUGUGAGAUAACGCCGUGGGACUAACUUUGUUUACAAUGGCAUUUUCGUUAAAUAAACUAAGGAAUGCUUUUAAUGUUAACAAAAGUAGUCAACUGGCUGGUAGCGGAAGCCUGGACCCGGAAAUAGGUUUCAAACUGUCAUUGCAUCCAGUUAGUAAGAAUUUGUUCGUGACUGUUAUCGGCGCCCGGCAUCUACCGUCCUUGUUUGGACUGAGUCGCGCCCAUGGCUACCUUGUAAAGGUGAAACUUUUUCCCGGUGAGAGUAAAUACGAAACUACGUUACAAGAAACCUCUUGGCCUGUUUGGAAUGAGGAUUUCAAGUUCCAAUUACGACAAAAAGAUAUAAAGAAGAGUUCAGACAAAGUUGAUCUUCAAAAUUUAGUGGCGGGACAUUUCUUAUCGCUAACAAUUUAUGCUAUUCUGGAGCCGCCUAAACAAGAAGUGGACAGGAGGAAAAGUGCAAAAGAAUUGAAGAAUUCUAAAUUAGUGAACGAAGACGAGCAAAAGUCCAAAGGCGGUUUAUUUGAAAAAACAUUCAGCAGUUUCAAAUCAACGAAGACUGAGGCAAUCGCUCAAAAAACAAUCUUAGAAAAGCGAAGAACCGUCGGGGCUGCAACGUGGAAUUUCGAUUCGAAGUUGUUUCAAAACGAUCUCAAGAAUGGGCUGAUUGGCACUCCGGAUAUUUGGAGACCCAUAAGUGCUAUCGCAAGUGGAUUGGCAGCCUCGGAUUCGCGGAGAGAAAACAAGAAGGGACAACUUGAGGUUACGCUGUUAUACACGGCGAGCGAGGAUGGAUUAAACGACGUUGUUCAACUGACGGUCAAUCGGCUGAGGUGUUCCGUUCAGACGAUGCAGGAGCAUGAACAAUAUAAAGCACCCCUGUACUUGAAGGCGACGAUAUUGGAGGCCAAUAAAGCUGAAUGCUAUUGGAAAAGCGAUAGAUUCGUUCCGACCAUUUCCGCCAGAUGGGAUCCAAAGUCUGCAACGGUCAAGUUAACCGUCUUCAAAGCGAGCCUGAAUAAAGUUAGCAUUUAUAUUAGCCUCGGGUGCAAGACUAAAAUGGCUAAGAAGGAAAUAUUAGGCAAGGCGCACAUUGACGAAAAGUCCCCUUAUACAGAAAGUUGGAACGAAUGUUUGAGACAACCCGGAAUUCCAAAAACCUUCUGGGUCAAUUUCUUGUGAUUAUACCGUCCAUGUUGAAUAGUGUAGUAUUUCUUUAGUUAAUUAAAGUUUAAUAUUGGUCGCAAGUAGUGGCGAGCACAGGAUAUCGACUAGGACUGAUAUAAAAUAACUUUAAGCAUCGGAAAAACGAUAGCGCGAGGUAAUGAACUAUUGGUGCCAUCUUUUAUCACUAACAUACAUUAAUCCGUUUUACAGGUCGUAUAAGAAAUACACGACUGGUGGCUAACACGUUGAAGUUUUUUCCACAUACGAACAAUAAAAAUAAAACUUUCGUUAGGUAUCCAGACUUAUGAGAGUUUUUCAUAUGUGCGAGCCAUCGGUCACUAAUAAAAAGUAAAUGAUCGAUGGUGCGAGCGUGAUAAAGCACUGAGUAACUAUUCCGACGUUGAAUAAGUUUUUUUCUUUACUUGUAGCGGCCUAAGCUUUUUAACCCGCUAUAAAUUUUGGUAAAUCAUCAUUAUUAUCAUCAUCAUAUCAACCCAUGGCUCCCACAAUAAGAAGGUUAAGGUCGUAGUCCACCACGCGGCCCAGUGCGAAAUGGUAAGAAAAACAUUGACUGUGAUAAUGGUCUGAGUCCAAUGGUUAGCACUUUACACGUUUAUAAGAGUAGUCGCUAUUCAAAAAUCUUAUUGGAAAAGGAUUUUUUUCGAUUUCAUGUCAUGCCUAACCGUGUCAACACUCUGUGCAUACGUAAACACGCAUAAGUAACAAUCUUUUGGCCAUAAGGCUAGAAGCCGUACUUACUGCAAACAAACAAUAAAACCUUUCAUUUGAAUAUUAAAGAUGAAACAAAUUAUUUCAUUUAAGACAUAAAGGACAACUGAGGACAAUGUUCUUAGGUUUGUAACUAUAAGUCACGAAAAAUAAAACGUAAUCAUUCCUUGCGUCAACAGAUGGGUACUAAAAGAUAUAUUAAUGAAAGCUGCUUUGAAAUAAUUUUCCUAAUUCGCUUAACAUCCUUCCUGCUGUGGUAGACAGCCUAUGAAAUUUAUACGCAAAAAAUGUUUUUUUGACGUCAACUUUGCCAGCUGAAGGCAAAAAAUGUCGAAGUUAAUGACGCUGAUGUUGACGUUUUAUGACGUCCACAGUUGUGGCAGUGUUGUUAUUAGUAUAUCAGCGAAAAAUUAUCAGGGAUUGGUGUAAAAAAAAAAUGCGUGAAUGUAGGAAGUAGAGUGAAUAAUAAAAUGUGUGUAUCACUGCAAAUUCACCGUUUGUAGGAUACCUUAAAUAAAUUUACACCAGCUGACUGCUCAAAUUGUAAGGCCAGUUACGUAACACGUUUAUAUGGGACAGUCAAAUUGAAAAUAUACACAGUGCCAAAGUAUAUGACAUUUCGCGAAGUGAAAACUGCAUUUGCGAACUUAUGCAGGAAUACACAAAAGUUCGCGUUAUAGUUUCAAACCUCCAAUGCCCUAGGCGGAAGCCUCAAAAAAAAAUUGGUAGUAUGGAAUAGACGGCAGAGGUUAUACGUUAGAUUUGACUUGAAACUUUCGACUGUUGCGAGAUUUAUGAAUUGGUAGUAGGCCUGGUCCUUAGAAUCGUUUCGUGUUGCUGGUCGUAAAAAUAAAUCGUGUAUGGGCACUAACUACAUAUUUUUAUUUUCAUAUGUGUGUUCAUCGAAGGAUUAACUUUCAACAAUCUUUUUUGCAAAUGGUCAACCUGAAUUCUUUAGUGUGAAUACCGAUCAAUCUAAAACGUUCGCAAAGUAUUAUAGCAAUAUUAUAACCUCAUUUUUUGUUUUGCUUUUUAAUAAUAAAUAUUGUGUUGUUAAUAACUAUUUUAAGUGAAUAUUAAUGUGAUAAACAUAUUUAAUGCUAUAAAUAUUACUGGCUAGUAUGUAUUGUUAUUUAGAAAAAUAAGAUGACCUUAUGGGAACAAGCGUAUAUGACAAAUCGAAAUAAAGUUAUAGCUUAUUUUGUAUUAUC